Messenger RNA from Scutellospora calospora, 5069 nucleotides. NCBI's taxonomy places the organism in Eukaryota, Fungi, Glomeromycota, Glomeromycetes, Diversisporales, Gigasporaceae. The record is from the annotation of a GenBank genome assembly.
AAACUCGUUUAGCAAGAAGUGAAGAUAGAGAUCGUAGAAUUGCUCAACUUGAGAAAAAAGUUGAUGAUCUUAUUACUGAAAUUGCUCAAUUUAAAAAACUUAAAGUUGAUGUUAAUAAAGUUCCUCGUCUUCAAAUACUCCAAUGCCUACUGCUGACUGUCUCGGAAUUUACUGAAAUUAAAGAAAGAUAUCAAUCAUGUCUUGGAGAAAUUGAAGAACUUCAAGCACAACUUCAAGAUACCAAAGUAUUACAUUUUGAAGUUAUUGAUAUUGAUGAUUCAACUACACCUACCACAAAACAAUCUGAUUCUACUUAUGAUCCAAAUUCUUUAUCACCUCAUUCUUCUGGUGCUCAUCGUAAAUCAAGAUCACUUUCUGCUGAAAUUCAAGGUGCUGAAAAACGUGAACUUUCAAGUAUGGCAAUGAUUCAAAAACUUCAAAUUGAACUUAAACAAUUAGAAUCUUUACAUAAAGAUAAAGCUGAAGGUUUAGAUGCUGUUAAAAAAGAAUUUGCACGUUUAGAAGUUAAUCAUCUUGAAACUCUUGAAAUUGUUGAAGAACUUCGUGAAGAAAUAAAAAGGCGUGAUGCUUUAGCUCAAAUUGAAGUCAUGUCAGUUAUGACUUCUGAAUACGCUUAUACUGAAUCUGGUUAUUCUGCUGCUACUAGUGAAAUAGAUCAAUUAGAUAUUGUUCAUCGUCUUAGAGAAGAAGUUGAACAACUUAAAGAAGAACAAAGAAGAAAUUUAGAAAUAAUUGCUAAAAAUGAAAAAGAAGAAAAAAAUGAUGAUCUAACGAAACUUGAGACUGAUAUCACCAAACUUAAGGCUCACGUGCAACGUCUUAUUGAUAAUAAUGGUAAUGAAAAUGAGAUUCUAACUUUACAAUCAAAGAUUAAAGAAUUAGAGGAUCAAUUUAAUAUUAAAAGAGAAAUUCAAAAGCAAAUUAAUAUUAAUGAAACAACAGCUCGUCUUGAAGGUAUAUCUGAUGUAAAUAACGAAGUAUUGGAAUUACGACAACAAGUUGAUAAACUUCAAGGAGAAAUUGAAUCAAAAAGUCAUACUAUAGCUGCAUUAUUAUAUCCAUCAGUUGAAAAUCAAAAUAACAUUCGAAAACUUGAGGAUGAACUUCAAGAAUCUAAAGAAGCUUAUCGACUUAUUACGGAAGAAAAAAAUAAUAAAUUGACCACAAUUUCGGAAGAAGAAGAAGAAUAUGACUUUUCUGAUAAACAUGCUGAUACAUUAGAAAAGAAAAUUCAAUCUCUUGAAGAACAAUUAAUUAAAGCUAAAGAAAUUCCGAAUGUACCUACUCCACGAACUUCUAUAUUUAAUGGUGUUGAUCCAACUUACGAAGCUGUUGGUGGUCUUGAAGAGAAACUCGCUGUAUUAAAACAAGAGCUUGCUAUUAAAUCAGAAACCAUGACCAAUUUACAAAGUGAAAAAGAAAUUGUUUCUUCACUUCAGGAACAACUUGAAACACUUAAAUUGGACAUUCACCACAAAUAUGAACUCAUUGAAAUACUUAAACGAGAUCUUGCUGAUAAAGCAAAUCUUCAACAAAGAUUAAAAGAAAAGGAGGCUGAAGCAUUAGCAUUCAGAUCAAAAUUAAUGGAUGUUCACAAACAAGAAACUGAACUUGAAAAUGAAAUGAACAAACUUAAAACACGGUUAAACAAGUUAGAAAAUGGUGAAGAUGUGAAUAAAGUUCUUCAAACAGAGUUAGAAAUUUUACGAAAAGAACUUAAAGAUGUUCGAGCAAGGGAAGCAGUCACAUUGGAUAGACUUCAUGUUCUCAAAGUAAGAUUAGGUUCAGACCAAGAGGAAUCUCAUUUACAAGAACAAUUAGAACAUUUACGUGUUGUUGAAAUUGCCCAAAGGGAAAGAAUUAUAAUUUUGGAAGGAAGACUUUCUGAACAAGGUGGACAAGUUGAUGAAGAUUUUGUUAAAAUAAGAACCGAAUUAGCAAUUGCAAAAGAAUCUGAAUCUGCGCAAAAGCGUACCAUCGAAAACUUGGAAAUUAAACUCAAAAAAGCUGAAGAGAGAUCUCAAUUAGCGACUCUUAGACGUGAGAUUACUGGAUUAAAAGCCAAAGAAGCCGAACAAAUUAAGAAAAUGAAAGAUUUAGAAUUUCAGUUAAAUGAAUCGGUCAAUAAAGAUUCAAACCAAGUUAAACUAUUAAAAGAAGAAAUUGAAAGUUUACGCGGACUUGAACGUGAACAACGUAAACAUAUCGAAAAUCUUGAAGGUCGAUUAGAACUUAUCAAAGAAGAAGAUCCAAAUAUUUCUAUUUUAAGAGAUCAAAUUGCCGGAUUAAAAGCAUCAGAAGCUGAUUUGCGAAGAAUGGUUCAAGAUUUAGAAUCCAAAUAUAUCUCUGCUCAAAAAGAAAUAAAAGUUUUUGAAACGGUCAAAGAAGAAGUUGCAUUCUUGAAGGAAUUAGAAAUUGAACAGAAAUCAACAAUUGAACAACUUCAAUCACAACUUCGUAAAAUUAGAAAUUCAAAAGAGGUAGCUAUCAAAGAACUUCAAUCGAUGAAAGGAGGUUUUAGUCUUCAAAAAGAACUUGUAGUUUCUUUAGAGGAAGAAUUAAAAACACUCAGACAGGAUUUAGCAUUUGCCAAAGAGAAUACCAAUUCAUCAUCAGAAGAACUAGAGAAAAUAACGACGUUAUUAAAUGAUACUCAGAAACAACGAGAUGAUGCACAAAGACGCGUCAAAACUUUGGAAAUUGAAGUUGAUACUUAUAAACUUGCAGGAGUUUCUGGUAAUGAAAAUAUGGCAGGUUUACGUGAAGAAUUAACUAAUGUUAAACUUGAGAUGGCAGCUCAAAAUGAAUUUAUUGUCGAACUUGAAAAUCAAAUGAAUCUUAUUGAAAAGGAACGAAAUGAAAAUGUUAAACGUGUAAAUGAAUUGACGGAAAUUCUUAAAGAAAGGGAAUCUAAUCAAAAAGAUGCUAUUGAGGAACUCGAAGCCACUUUAGUGAAUUUAGAGACUGAAUUGGUCAUGGCAAAGGAUUCUUCCAAGGUUAACAAGGAAACCAUUGCUAAUCUUGAAGAGAAACUUUCGGUCGUUCGGUUACAGUUAAAAGAAGCAAGAGAUUCUGAUGAGAAAAGAACCAAUGUGAUUAAAGAAUUAGAAGUUAAAUUUAAAGAAGCAACAAACAAUUUAUUAGAAAAAGAAAAUCAUCUAAAUAAUCAAGAUAAACUUAUUGGUGAAUUAGAAAUGUUGAUACAAAAUACUCAAAGUGAGUUACAGUCCGUAAAAGUGUCAGAAUCAGAGGCUACUGGACGAAUAAAAUUACUUGAAGUCAAACUUGCUGAAGCAACAAAGAUGCAGGUUAAUUCUUUUGCUGCAGAACUUGAAGCAUCAGAAGCUGAACUCAAUAAAUUUAAAUCUUAUGAAGCCAAACACGUUCAACAUAUCAAAAGUUUAGAAAGUAAACUUCAAGAAGUUCAAAAUCGUCAUCAACAAGAAAUCUCUAAACUAAAACAAGCCGAGGAAGAAAUUUCAUCUCUACAAGAAAGAUGUGCUCUAUUACAAGAAGAAAUUGGUAAUGCUCACCGUGAUUCUGUCAUUCAGAGUUAUGAGAACAUUGAUAAUAAUAUAGUUGAAGAGCUUAAUAGCCAACUCAAAAAAGCUCUCAAUCAAGUCCAAGAACAACAAGAUCGUGUUAUUGAAUUGGAGAAAACUACUAAACAACUUGAAUCAGAAAAGAAAAUACAAUGUGAACGUAAUGAAGAUCUUGAAGACCAAGUUGAGCAAUUACAAAAAGAUCUCGAAACUUUGGCUGAAGAAUUUGCAGAAGCUGCAUCCAAAUUUGAAGAUGCUGAUGAAUUAUCUAAACAACAAAAAGGUCGUAUUUCUGAAUUGGAAAAUGCUUUACUGGAAGCAAAAAAGAAUUAUCCUGAAGACUUUGAUGGAUCCGGUCAUUCAAACCCAUCACUUGUUAAACUUGCUGCUGUUAAUGAACAAUUACGCCAGUCAAAUGAUAACUUGAAUUCCAAGAUCCUUGAAGCAGAGGAACAAACGCAAAGCGGAUUAGAAGAAGCUAAUGAGGCACUCUUUGAUGAACGUGGAAAACUUGAUCAGAAAAUUGAAUUCUUAAUGCAACAAUUACGAUCAGUGAAUACUGUAGAAAAUAAGGCAGCAACUCAAAUUGCUGAAUUAAAUGAACAGAUUGUUAAUUUGGAAAGGGAAAUUUCCGAUUUAAAGAAACAAACUUUAGAUGAUUCAAAAGAAAUGGAGAAAGAAAUCUCUAGGCUUUUAGAUAUUAAUGAUCAGCUUGAGAAAGAAAUCAAGAUGAGCCCCAGAUCUUCUAAUGAUAUGUCAUCUGAUAGUGAUAAUAUAAAUUCACGUGAACAAUCCAAGCUCACGCACCAGGAAGAUACUAUUGCGCAGCAGAAGAAUGUUAUCAAAUCUUUACAAGAAAAGAUUGCAGAACUCGAAGAAUCACGCAAAUUAUUACAAGAUUCAAACUCCGAGACACGUAACUCUUCUUCAUCAAUGUCAUCAAAUUCAUCAUUAGAAACAAAGAAAAGUUUGCGACCGCUCACUGGAAAUAAUCAAAUUGUACCUCAAAGUCCUAUCUCACCACCAUCAACACCAAGCUUUCCAACAUCACGUUCGCCAUUAUCGCCUAAAUCAGAUUCAGAUGGUUCAAGGCAUAGAUCUGAUUCCAGUGCAUCAUCAGAUCUUGCACUGGAAAUACAAAAAUUGCAAAAGAAAAUUGCAAAGAUGGAGAAUGAAAAUUCACAAAAUAAUCAACUUGUUGAACAAUUAGAGUCCUCACUCAAUGAUAGCGAAACAAAUCUACGUGUAGCCAAAAAACAAUUAUCCAUAUUACAACGUGAAAAACAAGAGUUUCUUGAACAGAUCAAGAAUCUAAGAUCACAGUUAGAUGACGCUCAACAACAAGUAGAACAAGCUAAAUCAACUGUACGAGAAGAAAAGAAAGUUAUGGAGGGUGUACUUGAGGAAGAACGCAAAGCCAAGGAAAAGGCUGAAAAAGCACGAAUAGCAAUUGAGAACCAAAUGGAGAAACUUGUUGCCAAGAGAAACAAAUUUAUGUGUUUCUAA